AUGCGGUCCCCGGGCUUGGCGCUCGCCUUCCUCGCUGUGCCGCUGGUGGUGCGCGCCGACUCGGAGGGUGCCUGGUGCUACGACUCACAGGACCCAAAGAGUGUGCUCCGCAUGGACACUGGCCUGCAGAGCCUGCUGGAGAUGCAGGACGCCAGGCUGCCACCACCAUCCUACCGUGCCCUGCAGCUGCACUUCCACUGGUGGUGCCCCGGGCGAGCAGGCUCAGAGCACAGCCUGGACGAGCAGCACCGCCCCAUGGAGAUGCACGUGGUCCAUAUGAACACCCGGUACCAGAGCAUAGGGGUAGCCCGAGGUCACCCUGAUGGUCUGGCAGUGCUGGCCGUGCUCUUGACAGAUCAGGACUCUGACAACGCCAACUUUUCGGCCGUGUCGGGCCUGAAGAACAUGUCUGCGCGCGGGACCUCCGUGAACCUGGCGUCCACCUUCCCGCUGGCCUCGCUGCUGCUGGGCGCCUCUGGCCUCUCGCGCUUCUACCGCUACGCGGGGUCGCUGACCACGCAGUGCUGCGAGCCCGUGGUGCUCUGGACGGUCUUCGAGGACACGGUCCCCAUCGGGCGCGCACAGGUGGCCCAGUUCCGGAUCGUGGCCCAGGCCGGGACCCCCGGCUCCCGCCCCGCGCCGCUCAUGGAGAACUUCCGGCCGCAGCAGCCUCUCGGAGUACGCAGGGUUGUAGCUUCCCCCAGCGCCUCGGUCCGCGCGGCAGCCCCCACCCCGGCCCAAGGGCACGGGGCUCUCCUGGGCUUGGGGCUCAGCCUGUGGCUCUGGCAGGGGCCCUAG
Molecule: messenger RNA, 798 nt
Organism: Mesoplodon densirostris (Blainville's beaked whale)
Lineage: Eukaryota; Metazoa; Chordata; Mammalia; Artiodactyla; Ziphiidae
Product: carbonic anhydrase 15-like
Cellular component (GO): plasma membrane
Molecular function (GO): zinc ion binding; carbonate dehydratase activity
Source: RefSeq, a predicted model, not a curated record